Molecule: messenger RNA, 2484 nt
Organism: Trichomycterus rosablanca
Lineage: Eukaryota; Metazoa; Chordata; Actinopteri; Siluriformes; Trichomycteridae
Product: taste receptor type 1 member 1-like
Exons: 6
Coding region: 1-2484 (827 amino acids)
Biological process (GO): G protein-coupled receptor signaling pathway
Cellular component (GO): plasma membrane
Molecular function (GO): G protein-coupled receptor activity
Source: RefSeq, a predicted model, not a curated record
AUGCUGCGUUCUGUGUUCUUAGGAUUCCUUGUGAAUUUCUGUUUCUACAUUUUUACCAAAAAUGGCUGCAAGGCGACUGAGUUUACCUUGGAAGGAGACUACAAACUCGGGGGAAUUUUUCCCGUUCAUACAGCGAAUGAGAUUGUAAUUCCGAAUUCUCCUAUGGCACUGCAAUGCUACACACAGCCAUUUUUCAUGUCUGGUUAUCAGAUGCUGCAGGUGAUGAGAUUUGCCGUGGAGCAGAUCAACAACUCCACUACUCUUCUGCCUAACAUCUCCCUCGGCUAUGAGAUCUUUGAUUUUUGCCUGAACAAUCAGAAUUUUCCUUCCAUCCUUGAUUUUAUCUCUGACAAUAAUCGAAUAAAAGUUCAAGCCAGUUUUGAAGAAAACAAACAUAAUGUUAUAGGUCUUGUGGGUCCUUACGGGAGCUCAGAAUCUUUGGCCAUUGCACCUUUAUUCAUGAUGGAUCUUAUUCCAAUGAUCAGCUAUGCAUCAUCCAGCUACACCCUAAGCAAUAAGUGGACAUAUCCAAGUUUUUUAAGAACUGUACCAACCAACCAAGCUCAGAUUCUGUUAAUUAUUCAGUUCAUUCAGUAUUUUGGGUGGAAUUGGGUGGCCUUCAUCGGAAGCAAAGACGAGUACAGUCAGAACGGGCUGGAACUGUUCCGCAAGAACAUCAAUGACACCAACAUCUGCUUGGCUUUUGUCUAUGAGCUCUCAAGAAAGUCCAAUUAUGCAGAGAUACUCAACAAGAUAGAUUCACUGAGCAUCAACAUCGUCAUAGUCUUUACACUCGAGGACUCCGCCCGCGAGUUCAUCAAGACGGCUGUGAAGAUCAAUAUGAGAGACAAGGUCUGGAUAGCGGGUGAUGCAUGGUCCAUGGACCAGGAUCUCUCCACGUUCCCCGGCAUCGGACGUAUUGGGGCGAUUUUCGGGGUUACUGAAAUGACACUGAGUUUACCCGGAUUUGAUGACUUUGUCUACCAAACACGGGACAGUGAUAGAAAUGAUGACUGUCUUAGCUGUGAGGGUGGAAGUAGGUGCAAUCAAGUAUGCGAAAACUGCACAAGCUUGAAUCCAAACGAUAUAAUUAAAGAAAAUCCUACAUUCUCAUUUGCCAUCCAGUCAGCUGUGCACAGCUUGGCUCAUGCACUUCAUCAAGUGCUCAAUUGCAGCGUGGCAGGGUGCGACCCACCGAGAGAAAUACCACCUUAUUUGAUUCUUCAAAAGGUAAAAAAGGUAAGCUUCAAAUUGCAAGAUCGUCAUAUUCAAUUUGACGAACAUGGAGAUCCACCAGCCAGUUUGGCAGUAGUGCUUUGGAGACCAGACAAAAACCCCUUCUUUGGGGUAGUUGCCACAUUUGAAACGCACCCAGCUGUUCUCUUGACCUUGAACAAUGACUUUAGUCCCUGGUCUAAAAAUGGCACAGUGCCGUUUUCUAAUUGUUCGAUUGAAUGUGACUCUGGUUUCAAAAAAGUGCAGAAUUCAAUACAUAAAUGUUGUUUUCAGUGUGAGAAAUGCAGCGCCCACACAUACGUCAACACCACGGCGGACGCUUACACUUGUGCCCCAUGUCAGGAAGGUUACUGGUCCGAUGAGAAGAGCACGCUGUGCACAAAACGCACUAUUAUUUAUCUUCACUCUGAAGAUCUUCUUUCAAUAAUCUUUCUGGUAUGUGCUGUGUCCUAUAUUGCCAUCUCUGUCGGACUCAUCAUCCUUUUCGCCAUCAACUACGACACUCCUGUGGUGAAAUCUGCCGGCGGUAACAUGUGUUUCCUCAUGUUAUUCUGUUUGGUUCUGGCCAACGCUGGAAUAUUCUUUUAUUUUGGAGUGCCUAACCCAGAAAACUGUGCUGUAAGAAAUGUCUUCUUUAUCUUUUUCUACACCAUUUGUCUAUCUUGUAUGGGUGUACGCUCCUUUCAAAUUGUUUGCGUUUUCAAAAUUGCUGCCCAGUUCCCCAAUGCCUAUUCCUGGUGGAUGAAGAAUAACGGUCAGUGGCUUUGCAUUACGGUCUACUCUUUCGUUCAGCUUAUUGCUUGUGCAGUUUGGCUUCUGUCCGGCCGACCCAAACCUUACAAUGACAGUCUGUCUUAUAAAGAUCAGACUAUUCUGACCUGUGAUAUGGGGGCAAUGGCUGCAUCCACCUUGGCUUGGUCUUGCCUCUGGUUCCUUAGCAUAGUCUGUUUCUGUUUCUCCUACAUGGGCAAAGACCUUCCAAAAAGUUAUAAUGAAGCAAAGUCUAUCACCUUUAGUCUGCUUUUAUUUUACCUGUGCUGGAUUGGGUAUUUCACAGCAUAUAUUGUGUUCAGAGGAGCUUACAUACAGCUUUUUAAUGCAAUGGCUCAGCUGUCCAGUUCAUACGGGAUUAUAUUUAGUUUCUUCAUGCCGAGAGCCUACAUCAUUGUCUUUCAACCCAAGAAGAACACUCAGGCGUACUUUCAAUCAUCAAUCCAGACUUACACACAGACACUUAGCAGAAUGUAG